CCUUUAUAAAACCCUAAAUCGUUGCCUCCUUCUCUUAGCCAAAUUAAUACCCUAGCUUACUCCGUAUCUUCUCUUCAGAACUCCGAGGCAGAGAUGACGGUGGAAGCUGUGAACCCUAAGGCGUACCCUUUAGCUGAUUCCCAGCUAGCGAUAACAAUCCUCGAUCUUGUUCAGCAAGCCACGAAUUACAAACAGCUCAAGAAAGGAGCUAACGAAGCUACCAAGACACUGAACCGUGGGAUCUCUGAGUUCGUUGUUAUGGCUGCUGAUGCUGAGCCUCUCGAGAUUCUUCUUCAUCUCCCUCUUCUCGCUGAGGAUAAGAAUGUGCCUUAUGUGUUUGUGCCAUCCAAACAAGCCCUUGGAAGAGCAUGUGGGGUGACAAGACCCGUGAUUGCUUGUUCCGUUACAUCAAACGAUGCUAGCCAGCUGAAGUCUCAAAUUCAGCAGCUCAAGGAUGCCAUUGAGAAGCUCCUCAUCUAAAGAUUUAUGGUAGCUUAUGAGUGAUGAUUUUUAUUGGGUUUUGAACAAGAAUAAUUAUUUGUUUUCUUAGGUUUGGUUUGUUGGUUUGAUGAUUUUGGUCUUUUCUUGAAACUUAAUGUUGAUGUAAGAAGCCAAAUGAAGCAUCAAUAAACACAAAUAUUUCCUCCU
This is a messenger RNA of Raphanus sativus (radish), 648 nucleotides long. RefSeq lists its product as uncharacterized. Gene Ontology annotation, biological process: ribosome biogenesis; mRNA splicing, via spliceosome; maturation of SSU-rRNA. Lineage: Eukaryota; Viridiplantae; Streptophyta; Magnoliopsida; Brassicales; Brassicaceae. The record is from RefSeq and is a predicted model, not a curated record. The coding region runs from base 94 to 480 and encodes 128 amino acids. The transcript has 2 exons. Gene Ontology annotation, cellular component: small-subunit processome; box C/D methylation guide snoRNP complex; precatalytic spliceosome. Gene Ontology annotation, molecular function: RNA binding.